AUGGGAAUACCUAAAGGAAUUAAACGACUAGGUCUGGAUGACAUAUAGUUAUUAUGGAAUUCCAAUACAAAUUGUGAUGAUCAUUUACAAAAUCUUAUAUCCGGUAUAUUGGCAGGACGUGAAAAGAAUGGAACAAUUUCCAUCGCUUUUAUAGGGUAUUAUACGAUGAACCCUUUAGAUAAGUUAAUUCGACCUUUCAUUUUUUAUGGGCCAAUUUAUUACUUAUUCGACAUUAUUGUUAAAGUUGGAAGCGGUAAAGCAUUUGAAUCAGGUUGCAGUAUGUCGUUCUUCUCACAUCAUGUGAUAACUUUGGUCUUCCUGCCGUUUGCAGUCUAUAGUAAGCACGUACCUUGGUUUAUCAUUAGUACCGGAUUAUUCCAUGCUAUUCUGCUAUGUUUCAAACGCAGUUACUUAUAAUAUAUAUAUCUGGUGGCAGUUUUAUUAUAUCAUUAUGGGAUUUUGCAGCCCCCAUUUAACAAGUAACAAAUUUAUUUUUAUGUAGUAUGA
Paramecium tetraurelia is the source of this 507-nucleotide messenger RNA. RefSeq lists its product as uncharacterized. NCBI's taxonomy places the organism in Eukaryota, Ciliophora, Oligohymenophorea, Peniculida, Parameciidae. The transcript is spliced from 2 exons. The record is from RefSeq and is a predicted model, not a curated record.